Molecule: messenger RNA, 822 nt
Organism: Sinocyclocheilus rhinocerous
Lineage: Eukaryota; Metazoa; Chordata; Actinopteri; Cypriniformes; Cyprinidae
Product: spindle and kinetochore-associated protein 2-like
Exons: 9
Coding region: 29-730 (233 amino acids)
Biological process (GO): cell division; mitotic cell cycle; chromosome segregation
Cellular component (GO): spindle microtubule; outer kinetochore
Molecular function (GO): microtubule binding
Source: RefSeq, a predicted model, not a curated record
GCUGCUUCAGGAAUGUAAACUAUUCAACAUGGAGACAGUUGAUAAACUGGAGGCGAUGUUCCAGAAAGCAGAAGCUGAUAUAGAAUAUGUGGAAAAGCGGCUGAAAUUUGACUUCAUGGCCAAUGCGCGAGAAGCGGGCACGUUUGAGGGAAACCCUGUUCAGUUGCUGGAGAACCUGUCGGCGAUCAAAGCACGGCAUGUGGCCCUGUGCACGCAGGUGGAGGAGAUCGCGGCGGAACAGAAACGAUCAAUGGAUUCAAUACGAGCUCACCUGGACACCACUGUGCAGCUGGUUCAACAGCUGCAGAACACAGCAGAUGUGCAGGUUCCGCCACUGACAGAAGAAGAACAAGAAGCGAGAGAUUUUCUCUGCUCAUCCAUUGCCACAUUAAAUGUAGAGGUCGCGUCUACAGAAGAACCUCAAACUCAAGCACAGUCUGAAUCACAGAACGUGUGUGACGAGGUGUCUGAGGGGACAUUUGAGACUGUUCCGCGGAGUGUACGUGGUAACUUGAAGCUGAAUGACCUCAACACGCUCUAUAAGCAGUUAUCCGAGUACUUCUCAGAUAAGGACAGGGGGCCAAUAAGCACUCAGAGGAUGAAGAAGCUGAACAUGAAAGUCAGUGAUUCUGCAUUGAAGACCUUACAGCAUCUUAAAAUCAUCGAGCUGGAUAAAAAAGGACUUGUGUCAUUGCUGGCAAACGACGGGGAGAAAACGGGGACAAAAUAGACACACAAACAUCACCAAAACAUAUAUCAGUGAAGCAGAGGAGACUGAAGCUACUGAAUGCAGCAAGACACUGGCAAUACAUUUCUGUAACA